Molecule: messenger RNA, 1335 nt
Organism: Cotesia congregata
Lineage: Eukaryota; Metazoa; Arthropoda; Insecta; Hymenoptera; Braconidae
Source: the annotation of a GenBank genome assembly
AUGAUGACCGAAACGCAUAUUAAUUCUAAUCACAUGCUAAACUCAAGUUUGGGCUCCAAAUCAGACCUCGAGAAAAUGGAUGAUGUUGGUUGGAAAUCCAAACUUAGAAUUCCACCGCGAGACAAGCGGAUUAAAACGAGUGAUGUUACAAACACACGAGGUAACGAAUUUGAGGAGUUUUGUUUAAAACGUGAAUUAUUGAUGGGAAUUUUCGAGAAAGGAUGGGAAAAGCCAUCUCCUAUUCAAGAAGCUAGUAUUCCAAUUGCAUUGUCCGGUAAAGACAUUUUAGCACGUGCCAAGAAUGGUACAGGAAAGACAGGAGCUUACUCUAUUCCUGUAUUGGAACAGGUUGACCCACGAAAAGACAUAAUUCAAGCUUUAGUGAUAGUGCCUACCCGAGAGUUGGCAUUGCAGACAUCUCAAAUCUGUAUUGAACUUGCUAAACACAUGGAUGUUAAAGUUAUGGUAACUACUGGUGGAACAAAUUUACGUGACGAUAUUAUGAGGAUUUAUCAAAAAGUUCACGUAAUUAUCGCAACACCAGGAAGAAUUCUCGACUUGAUGGACAAAAAUGUCGCAAACAUGGAUCAUUGCAGGAUUUUAGUACUAGAUGAGGCUGACAAACUUCUCUCACAAGAUUUUAAAGGAAUGUUGGAUCACGUUAUUUCAAGAUUGCCAUCGGAACGACAAAUAUUGCUGUACUCGGCUACGUUCCCACUGACCGUUAAGCAAUUCAUGGAAAAACACUUGAGAGAUCCAUACGAGAUAAAUUUAAUGGAGGAGUUGACGCUAAAAGGUGUUACGCAGUACUAUGCAUUUGUACAAGAACGACAGAAAGUCCAUUGUCUCAACACACUAUUUUCAAAGUUGCAAAUAAAUCAGAGCAUUAUAUUUUGUAACUCGACGCAACGUGUUGAACUUUUGGCUAAAAAGAUAACAGAUUUGGGAUACUGUUGCUACUACAUACACGCUAAAAUGGCUCAAGCUCACAGAAAUCGUGUUUUCCAUGAUUUCCGCGCUGGUCUCUGCAGAAACUUGGUGAGUAGUGAUUUAUUCACUCGUGGUAUCGACGUACAAGCAGUUAAUGUCGUGAUAAACUUUGAUUUUCCAAAAAUGGCCGAGACGUAUUUACAUCGUAUCGGUAGAUCUGGUAGAUUCGGUCAUUUAGGUAUUGCCAUCAAUCUAAUAACUUAUGAAGAUCGUUUUAAUCUUCAUCGUAUUGAGCAAGAACUUGGUACGGAAAUAAAGCCAAUUCCCAAGGUGAUAGAUCCUAGUUUAUACGUAGCUCGACCUGAGGAUAAUACUAGUUUGGACGAAGGUAACGUGUCGAAGUAG